This is a messenger RNA of Xenopus laevis (African clawed frog), 2951 nucleotides long. It is a transcript of the gene ap5z1.S, whose product is annotated as adaptor related protein complex 5 subunit zeta 1 S homeolog. Gene Ontology annotation, cellular component: AP-5 adaptor complex. The record is from RefSeq and is marked provisional. Lineage: Eukaryota; Metazoa; Chordata; Amphibia; Anura; Pipidae.
CCGGAAGGCGGAAGUGCUGGGAAAUCACAUACGGGGGAUUAUCGGUGCUGCCAGGCCGAUAUGCUGAGCGCAGGCACGGAGAGUUUAUUGCGCCAGGCCCGGGAGUUGGGGCAGGAGGAGCUGCAGAAAUUCUGCGUUCGGACGGGGGCGCUGCUGGACAGGACUGGGCACAAUGCGGAUAUAAUGGAUAGUCUGAGGCGGCUGCACCUGGUAGUGGCGGCCGGGGGCCACCGAGACUUGGAUCCGGCCUUUGUGGGGAAGUUACAAGAGCUCGUGGGCUCAGACGGGGGCUCCGGGCAGAUUCGGGCACUGGGGGCCGCCAUUUUGUGUCACUUGUGCCCCUCCCCCCUGAUUAACCUCAGACCGGACUUGGGGGGGCUGCAGUGCCCGGUACUUGUAGCUCAGGCCCGGGGAAAAGACCUGCUCGCUAUUGGGCAGCUGCUGUGCCGGAGUCUGGAGAGUCGGGCCCCUGAGGGCCACAAUCUGAGGCCCCUCCUGCCGCUGCUGCUCAGGUUGGAGUUGGAAGAGGAGCAGGAGAAUGUGGUGAAUAAGAAGCUUUGUGAUUGGCUGCGUUAUGCCAGCAGUAUUCAUCAGGGGCCACCACUGGCCAGCGGCUUCUUCCCCAGCCCUCGUGCCAAGCAGCCCGGCCCAGUGUCUGAGGUGGAUGGUGCCACUGCCACGGACUUCUUUACUGUGCUCAGCCACGGGACUCAUUACUCCGAGGAGCAGUGGCUGAAUGUGCUGGGCUUCUCCAUGCUGCGCCCCUGGCUCCUGUGCCACGGCUUUGGGGGGGCCACGUGUGAUGACAAGUCAGAGGUCGAGGGCUCAGUUGUUUCCAUGGUAUCUGCCUCCUCUGCCUCAAGCCGCCUGCUGCCCCCGCGGGAACGGCUACGGGAGAAGGCCUUCGAGUAUUGCCUGCGGCUGGUGGAGCAGAGCAACAGGAAAGCGCUGAGAAAGUCCGACUCGGAGAUGCAAAGGGCUUGUCUGGCCGAGGCGGUGGCACUGCUGGACAUUGUGUGCAAACAAGACGUGUCCUAUCUCUAUCGGGCGCUUCCCCUCCUCAAGAACCUGCACGGGAGGCUCUGCACCGACCUCUCACUGGCCCCUGCUCUCCUGCCCCUCGCCCAGUUCUUCCUCAACCACAGUGAAGUAGCCGCCGUGGACUCGGAAGCCGUGUACAGACAUUUAUUCACCAAGGUGCCCACUGACCUGUACCAUAAGCCACUCUUUGCUUUCCAGUUUGUGAGGUUCUGUAGGACAAACAGCUCGUUCCUGGAAGAGAACGUGGAGGCCUUCAGAGGGAGCUUUCCCAGUCUGCUGAAGUUUCUGGCAUGGAACAGCCCAAUGUUGGUGUCAGAAUUUGUGGCCCUGCUUCCAGCUCUUCUUAGCCCAGAUUCUGCUCUUGAGAUACUUCAUUCUCUGCUUGACCUGCCCUGCCUGACAGCGGCGCUGGAGAUCCAACGUUCAUGCUCUUUAGUCUCAGACAAGACUGUUGUGGACAGUUCUGUGGUCCCAUCCAGCGCUACAGAGGCCUUCAGGCACCCGCUGUGCAGGGACGUGUUUCAGUAUAUUCUGCGUAGUGAGACGUGUCCUGUCCCAGACCCACAACAACUCUCAUUGCUCCACCGAGUCCUGGCAGAGCUGAGCAGCUGCCCCCGCGUGUUGCAAUGUGCAGAUAUAGUCCCGUGUGUGCUUCAGCAGUAUUUCAGUAUUAUUGCCAAGGUUGCAGAUGGUCCUUUGAUCAGUCGGCUGGUUGUGGUGUUGCUUGAGCGCAGUGGGCUCCUCUUUCAAUCACAGGACUAUAAAGACAAGGUGCACAAAGUCCUGAGCUCUCAGCUUCCCCACUUGUGCCACCUGCACCCUGCCCUUGUAGUGGAGCUUUCUCGUCAACUGUUGGACUUUGUGGGUACCGUGAGCAACAUCCAGAGCAAGGAGCCCCUAUUCACAUAUGUGGUGUGGGCUGUUGGUGAAUACGUGUCUAUUUCCUAUGACAAGAGGUGCACCGUGGAGCAGGUUAACAGGUUCUUUGAUGUUAUGGAGACUCUGCUGUUUGAGAUCACACAAACGCGGGGCUCGUCGGGAGUCCCCAGGUCUUCACCACGUGUAAUCACCACACUCAUGACAACCCUAACCAAACUGGCCUCCCGUAGCCAGGACUUGAUCCCAAAAGUGUCUCUGUACCUUUCCAAAAUGAGGUCCUGUGUGCAGAGUUCAGCCAUGAUCUCCAUGUAUGGGGAGGAGGAGAGUGAGCAGAUUCUCAUCAGAGCCACUGAACUCAUGAACCUCCUCAAAGUGCCCAGCGUGGCUCAGUUUGCACUUACACCUUCUCCUGAUGUUAGGAGUCCGGCCUAUCACCGUGCUGUGGCCUCUUCCUUGCCCCUUGCAAUACGUGCCUCCAGCCGCCUGUUACAGAAGGAGGGCACCUCUGUGCCUGGAUGAGGAGCACUCACUCAGGGUUCUCUCUCUUAGAUGCCAUGGGGGACCUUUGUGCCACUUCUAGGAUGCCCUCAUGAGUCAUGCCAAUCAGACAUUCCCUUCCUCUGAAGCUGUGCUGAUCACAUGGUUACUCAGUGUACAAUGGGUCCCCACCUCAAGCACCUACUGUAUGUCACCUUGUGGUGUCCUCUCACAUCUCGAUGGAACUGCUCUCAGACACCAUCCAGGCAGAUAACCAUAUGUGUAGCAAUUACUAUCCCCUCUGUUCUGUUUCAAGCCACUGCCUGGUUGCUAGGGUAAAUGAUACUCUAGCAACCACUUCCUAUUCUAGUCUUUACAGUGUACAACAAAUACAAAUAUGAAGUGCAAAUUGACUGUGCCACUCUGUGCAUCAUAGAAAUGUUCAGUUCAAGGCAAACUUCCCCCUUAUAGAAUGAUUGUGCCGAGAUUUUCUGCAUUCAUUUUAUUUGUUUUGUCUGAUGAUCACAAAAUAAAUCUAUUUUCAUCCAACGAAA